Molecule: messenger RNA, 1350 nt
Organism: Aspergillus tubingensis
Lineage: Eukaryota; Fungi; Ascomycota; Eurotiomycetes; Eurotiales; Aspergillaceae
Product: FAD/NAD(P)-binding domain-containing protein
Exons: 1
Coding region: 1-1350 (449 amino acids)
Source: RefSeq, a predicted model, not a curated record
AUGCAAGCCAUCACCCUCCACCAACAAGGCCACACCAUCCAAAUCCUCGAACAAAGCCCCAAUCCCACCCCACCUUCCCACAUGGCCGGCGUAAGCAUAGGUCCCGACGUCCUAGCUUUCCUCUCACGCUACGACCGCGUCUCCCACAUUCCAUUAGGAAUCCCAGCCACUCAGCUCCAAACCGUAGACCACGCAGGCCAACCACAGCCCUUCCUUCGCAUCCAGCGCACCAUGACCUCCUGGGAUGCAUUGUAUUUCCGUCUUCGUGCCAACUACGACGGUCUAGCCAGCGACUACAUCCCUAACCCUCCAGAUGCCCUCCCUACCUUCCCAGAUGAAUCUCCAAGUGAGGCACGAGCUCGCGCACGAUACGACUAUGGCCAGCGAGUUAUCGACAUAUCUGAGAUUCCAUCAACAGGGAAGCUAGCCAUCGUCACAGAGAGUACCAGCACAAAAACCACAGCAACACACACAGCAGAUCUAGUCCUCGGCGCCGACGGCCCCCGCUCCAUCGUCCGCCAACUCUUCCUACCCCCAUCCCCUCAAUCCGCCACCAACAAUGAAAACCACCGCAAAUACGCCGGCUACCUCGCCUGGCGGGGCAUCAUCCACGAAAGCCAAGUCCCACCCACAACCCUCUCCCUCUUCUCAUCCAACAUGACCUACAACAUCCGGAAACACCCCACCCACGGCUCCCACAUAAUCGUCUACCACAUCCCCGGACCCAACGGCUCCAUCGCCCCCGGAACCCGCUACCUCAAUCUCUGCUGGUACCAGAACGUCGCCGCGGAGGACCUCCCCACACUCAUGACCGACAUCCACGGCGUGCGCCAUCACACCACCGUGCCACGGGGCCUAGUGCCAGCGAGGAUCUGGGACUCGCAACGGGCGCUGGCGAAACAGGUGCUGGAUUUCCCAGAGCCGUAUAUGGAACUUCUGAGGAUGAUUGACGCGCCGUUUCUGCAUCUGAUUACGGAUUACCCGCCGGCGGGGAAGACGUGGUUUUUGGAUGGUAGGGUGAGGUUGGUGGGUGAUGCCGCGGUGUUUUUGAGACCGCAUAUUGCGUUUAGUACGAAUCAGGCGGCGAUGCAUGCGCGGUUGAUGGGGGAGUUGGUGGGGAGGGACGGGGUGAGUGGUGGUGGAAGGGGUGCUGCUGCGGAGGAAGAGUGGGAGUAUAGGGUUGCUAGGGCGGGAGAGUUGCAUUGGGCGAGGAGUGUUUGGUUUGGUGAGUAUUUUCAGAAUCCGUCGCUGUUGAGUGCGAUUUGGCAUGAUGCGGUUAGGUAUUGGUUGCUGGCGGCGAAGUAUUGGGUUAGGUAUUGGUGUGGGUGGGUGGAUCGGCCGGUUGUUUGA